UUGCAAAAUACAAAACCAAAAAACUUCCAGAUUUAUACAUUAUAACCCUACUAAAGAAGUAAAAGAUCUCUCCCGGAUCUAUUUCUCUCUCCGUAUCUCGGUCAUCACCGCCACCACAACUCGCUGCCGUAGCCACCGUAACCUGCUCUCCAAGCUGGGCUCUUCCCUGUGCAAAAUAUGAUAUAGGUAGUGCAGCAACGUAAUGGCUUCUAAAGGACUGAGGCCUAAGCUUGAGCAUGAGACAAAAGCUAGGCGUCAGAAGGCUCUUGAAGCGCAUAAAGAGCCUCAACGUCCUAAAACUCACUGGGAUCAUGUUUUAGAGGAAAUGGUUUGGUUGUCGAAGGACUUUGAGUCAGAGAGGAAAUGGAAAUUGGCUCAGGCAAAGAAGGUUGCCUUAAGAGCCAGCAAGGGCAUGUUGGAUCAGGCUACCAGGGGAGAAAAGAAGUUGAAGGAGGAGGAACAGCGGUUGCGGAAAGUUGCACUUAAUAUUUCGAAGGACGUGAAGAAAUUCUGGAUGAAAAUAGAGAAACUGGUGCUUUACAAGCAUCAGAUGGAGCUUGAUGAGAAAAAGAAAAAGACACUUGAUAAACAACUUGAAUUUAUUUUAGGGCAAACUGAGAGGUACUCAACAAUGUUGGCAGAAAAUUUAGUGGAUCCAUACAAACCUGUGCAACAACAUCCUGCUCAAAAUCAAAUAAACUCGCCUGGUAAAGCAGAUAUGAAUGAGAUUGAUGAACCCUUGGACUUGAAUGCUGAUGCUGAUGAAGAUUUUAGCAUACACUCUGAUCAAGAAUCAGAAGAUGAUGAGCAAACUCUGGAGGAUGAUGAGGCUCUUAUAACUGCUGAAGAAAGACAAGAAGAAUUGGCAGCUUUGCACAGUGAAAUAGAUCUUCCACUUGAGGAGCUCCUUAAGCGAUAUGCUGGGGAAACAGCUGAUGGAGAAUGUAGUCCGGAUACGAGGGAGGACAGACAUGAGUGUACAUCAGGGCAAGAUGAUAGUAGUAAAGGCAAUGGUAGCCUUAUUUCUCCUUCCACUCCUUCCAGUAAAGUUGAGACAACCAACUUGCUUGUUCGUCGUUCUAAUGAAAGCAAUGGUGGCUUGUCCAAGUCAGAAAACUACUCAUCAGAUAUUGAGGCAUCCUCCCCCAGAAAUCUGUCAGAAAGCUCUGGGGAGCUACCGAAAGAUGUUUCAUAUGAUUUCAGUGACGAGCAGGAGGAUGGUGAUUUUACCCUUACUGGAGAAGAGACGGUACAUCAUAUGGAUGAUGAGACAACACUGUUGGAGGAGGAGGAACUAGCAAAAGCAGAUUCUAGCAAUCCCAUAGAUGAGAUUGCGUUACUGCAAAAGGAGAGUGAAAUUCCUGUGGAAGAAUUGCUUCGAAGGUAUAAAAAGGACUUCAGUGCUGAUGGUGCGUCUGGAGAUGAAUCGGACUAUGCCUCAGCUUUUUCAGAGGACAUCUUGGAUUCUUCAGCAAUGCAUCAAAAUGUUGAAGCAAAGGAGGGUGUUUCUAAGGAUGAAAAUCUUGAAUCCAGUGCUCCCCAGGGUGUUGAACAUCCUCCCGCAGAAAAGGAGGCAGCAAGCCCUGAUAGAAAGUCAGAAGAUGGAAUGGAAAGUGAGAACAGAAUUGCUGAUGCUGCUGCUGCUGCGAGAUCAGCACAACCAACUGGCAAUACAUUCUUAACUACUAAUGUUCGUACAAAGUUCCCUUUUCUUCUCAAACACCCCCUCCGCGAAUAUCAGCAUAUUGGCUUGGACUGGCUUGUUACUAUGUAUGAGAAAAGGUUAAAUGGAAUACUAGCUGAUGAAAUGGGGCUUGGAAAGACAAUCAUGACAAUUGCUCUUCUUGCACAUCUAGCUUGUGAAAAGGGAAUAUGGGGUCCUCAUCUCAUUGUGGUUCCUACAAGUGUCAUGCUCAACUGGGAAACUGAGUUUCUUAGAUGGUGUCCUGCCUUCAAAAUCCUGACAUACUUUGGAAGUGCCAAAGAGCGCAAAUUGAAGAGGCAAGGCUGGUUGAAACCAAACUCAUUUCAUGUAUGCAUAACUACUUACAGACUGGUUAUACAGGAUUCCAAGGUCUUCAAACGAAAGAAAUGGAAAUACUUGAUCUUGGAUGAAGCUCAUCUUAUUAAAAAUUGGAAAUCCCAAAGAUGGCAAACUCUUUUGAACUUCAAUUCAAAACGGCGUAUCUUGUUGACCGGUACACCACUUCAGAAUGAUCUCAUGGAACUGUGGUCACUAAUGCAUUUUCUAAUGCCCCACAUUUUUCAGUCUCAUCAAGAAUUCAAGGAUUGGUUUUGUAAUCCUAUAUCAGGCAUGAUAGAAGGACAAGAAAGAGUUAACAAAGAGGUUGUUGAUCGUUUGCAUAAUGUCCUCCGUCCUUUUAUACUGCGCCGAUUAAAAAGGGAUGUCGAAAAGCAGCUUCCAAUGAAACAUGAGCAUGUCAUAUAUUGUAGGCUCUCAAGACGGCAGCGUAACUUGUAUGAAGACUUCAUUGCCAGUUCUGAGACACAAGCCACUCUUGCUAGUGCCAAUUUUUUUGGGAUGAUCAGUGUUAUCAUGCAACUGCGAAAAGUCUGUAAUCAUCCCGACUUAUUUGAGGGACGACCAAUUGUGAGUUCUUUUGAUAUGGGUGGUAUUAAUAUCCAGUUGAGUAGUUCUGUAUGUUCAAUUAUUUCACCUGGUCCAUUUUCAACUGUAGAUCUUAAGGGUUUGGGAAUUUUAUUUACUGAUAUCGAUUUUAGCAUGACAUCUUGGGAGAGUGAUGAAGUAGAAGCUCUGGUUACUCCAAAAAGUUUAAUAGAAGAACGUGUUGACCAGGAUAAUCUUGAGGAAAUUAGGCCCUUGUCUAGACAUAAGGGGAACUUGCACGAGACAAAUAUAUUUGAAGAGAUUAGAAAGGCUUUAAGAGAAGAGAGGCUAAGAGAAGCAAAAGAACGAGCAGCAGCAAUUGCUUGGUGGAAUUCUUUGAGAUGCCGGAAAAAACCAGUUUACUCGACAACAUUACUUGAACUGGUAUCUGUGAAGCACCCUGCAUUUGAUAUUCACCGUAAAAAAGCUGACAACCGAUCCUACUUGUACUCCUCUAAGCUUGCUGAGAUUGUUCUUUCUCCAGUUGAACGCUUCCAGACAAUGAUUCAUCUGGUUGAGUCCUUCAUGUUUGCAAUCCCAGCAGCACGGGCCCCAGCUCCUGUUUGUUGGUGCAGCAAAACGGGAACUUCUGUGUUCCUGCAUCCAACAUUUGUAGAAAAAUGUGCUGCAAACUUGUUUGCCCUUCUAACACCUAUUAGGCCUGCAAUUGUCCGUAGGCAGGUAUAUUUUCCGGACAAGCGAUUGAUACAGUUCGACUGUGGUAAGCUACAGGAGCUUGAGAUUUUGCUACGGAGAUUGAAGUCUGAAGGUCAUCGGGCAUUAAUAUUUACCCAAAUGACCAAGAUGCUUGACAUAUUGGAGGCUUUCAUAAAUAUAUAUGGAUAUACUUACAUGCGGCUGGAUGGGUCCACUCAACCUGAGGAGAGGCAAACAUUAAUGCAACGAUUUAACACUAAUCCUAAAAUUUUUCUUUUCAUCUUAUCAACCCGUAGUGGAGGAGUUGGUAUUAACCUUGUUGGGGCUGAUACAGUUAUAUUUUAUGAUAGUGAUUGGAAUCCUGCCAUGGAUCAGCAAGCUCAAGAUCGCUGCCAUCGAAUAGGACAGACACGCGAAGUGCAUAUCUAUCGUCUAAUCAGUGAGAGCACCAUUGAAGAAAACAUUUUGAAGAAAGCAAAUCAGAAGCGUGCCCUUGAUGACCUAGUUAUACAGAGUGGAGGGUACAAUACUGAAUUUUUUAAGAAGCUUGAUCCCAUGGAAUUGUUUUCGGGUCAUAGGACUCUUUCUGUUAAGAGUCAGAAAGAGAAAAAUCUCAACAGUGGCAUCAAGGACUCUGUAUCUAAUGCUGAUGUAGAAGCUGCUUUGAAGUAUGCUGAAGAUGAAGCAGAUUACAUGGCAUUGAAGAAAGUUGAACAGGAAGAGGCUGUUGACAAUCAGGAGUUUACAGAGGAAGCCAUGAGCAAGGUGGAAGAUGAUGAGUUUGCAAAUGAGGAUGACAUGAAGGCUGAUGAGUCAACUGAUCAGGCUGGAUGUAUGAUCACUUCAAAUAAAGAUGAUGGGCUAAUAUUGAAUGGCAGUGGUUCUAUUGAAGACAAAGCUCUUAUUCUUGCUAGCAAAGAAGAUGAUGUUGAUAUGCUGGCCGACGUGAAGAAGAUGGCUGCUGCUGCAGCAGCAGAAGGACAAGCUAUCCCAUCGCUUGAGAAUCAGUUGAGACCAAUUGAUCGAUAUGCAAUCCGUUUUCUGGAAGUAUGGGAUCCCAUUAUAGACAAAGGAGAAACGGAGCCUGAAAUUGGGUUUGAAGAGGCAGAAUGGGAACUUGAUCGAAUUGAGAAGUACAAGGAGGAAAUGGAAGCUGAGAUUGAUGAUGAUGAGGAACCUCUAGUGUAUGAGAAAUGGGAUGCUGAUUUUGCUACAGAAGCUUAUCGGCAGCAAGUUGCUUUGGCUCAACAUCAGUUAAUGGAAGAACUAGAACAUGAAGCCAAGGAGAAGGAAGAGGCAGACGAAGCAAAUUUUGACGCAAUGAAUGAAAUGACUAGUGAACCUAAGGCAAAAUCUAAGAAGAAGAAGAAGCCGAAGAAAGCAAAGUUUAAAUCUCUGAAGAAGGGAUCUUUAAAUUCUGAAGUGAAACCUGCAAAACAGGGCACAAAAGCAGAACCUAUGUCCAUAGAUGACGAUGUCGACUCGCCAGAAGAGCUCUCUUAUUCUGAUAUUACGCCACCCUCUUCAAAUAUGCAGAAAAAGCGUAAGAAGGUUGAGAUAGUGCAUGAUAGUGAAGAAGCGAAGAGCUCAAAGAAGCCCAAAAAACUUAAGAAGCCUUCUGAGCUACAUCCUGGUGAAUGUGUGGAGGUAAAACCAUGCGAGAGCCUUUCUGUUGAGCUUGAGCCGAAACCUGCUAGUAGGAGCAAAACGGGAGGCAAAUUUUCCAUUACAUCCAUGCCCAUGAAACGAGUCUUAAUGAUAAAACCUGAGAAAUUAAAGAAGGGCAAUAUCUGGUCUAAGGACUGUGUUCCAUCACCUGAUUCUUGGUUGGCACAGGAGGAUGCUAUUUUAUGUGCAGUUGUGCAUGAAUAUGGCCCAAGUUGGAGUUUGGUUAGUGACACACUCUACAGCAUGGCUGCUGGUGGCUUUUACAGGGGUAGAUACCGCCAUCCAGUUCAUUGUUGUGAGAGGUUCAGGGAACUAAUUCAAAGACAUGUUUUUGCUGCACCGGACAGUUUGGGUAAUGAAAAGAUCAGCUAUGCAGGCUCUGGGAAGGCUCUUCUUAAAGUAACAGAGGAUAACAUUCGAAUGCUGUUAACCUUUGCUGCUACACAGCCAGAUCAUGAGUUACUUCUUCAGAAGCACUUCACUUUCUUACUUUCAUCUGUGUGGAGGGUGACGCAUCGUCCUGAACAUCAACAAAAUGUCUCAUCUGCUCGGAAUGGUGUUCGUUUAGGGGGAAGGUUUCUCAGUCCUUUUCUUGGCCACACACCUCAGCGUUCUGCACAGGAAGCAGCACAAAGGAUGAAAUUCACAAACUUGCGGGAGUGUAGCAAGUUGUUAUCAGCUGCAUUGCAUGAUGCGAGCAAUAGACAAUGGAGUGAAGCAGGUUUCCUCUCUGACAGAGAAGAUUCUCAGGUGAUUGAAGAAAGUUUAGAGUUAACACUAGAAAUCCAGAGGGAGAAUGAUGACUCUAUGAUUCCAUUCCCACGGGUAAUGAAUUUAUCAGUAUAUGGCCCCAAUCCUGCUACAUCUAUAAACAAGACUGCUGGAGAAGACCAUCUCAAAGCUUCUAGUGUUUUGGCCGAGAACCGUUUCAGGGCCGCAACUAUGGCUGGUGUCGAAGGUGGUCAGCAUUGGGCUUCAGCUGCCUUCCCAGCUAAUGAUUCCAAAACACGGUCAGGGUCGAAAUUGCAGUCGUUGGGGAAGCACAAACUGCCUGCAUCAGACACAGCCAGACCUAAAUCAAAACUGAAGAAGGCCUCAACGGAGCAUAGCGAUGUACCUAACUUACAUGCUGUGCAAGUAUUUCAACCAGUAUCAACAAUUGCAUCAAAAGACCCCAACUUAAGAUGUGACCCAACAUUGGUCACUAAUGAUGGCAGUUGGACCAAUGGUGUUGGCAGCAAUUUCUGUUCGAGCAUGGACGAAGCCUUUCCAUCGGAAGUAGAGAGCCUUGAUAUAGUCCCGCACAAUUAUACCCCUGGCUUUAUUUCAGGACUCGACGAUUGUUCAAUGCUCCCAGACUAUACUGACAUUGGAUAAAACUGCUUGAGAUUCUUGGUUGAAGCUAUUAUUAUGAUGGAUGGAGAAAAAAGAUGAUUGUUUGAGCAAAAAACCCAGAUCCUCCCACCAUUUUUGCUGUGAUGUCUGCUCGGGGUUACACAUUUUGAAUUUGACACACCAGUUUUGGGUGCAAUUGGAGGAGCAAGAGGCUAGGCUAGGAUAGGGUAGGCAUAUUUAAUAUAAUAUAUAUAGCAUUUAAUUUAAUUUUGUAAUUAAUCUCGAGAGGGAAAUUUGUGCUAAUUUAUGUCUUUAUCUAGGCUUUUGGUUGAUGAUGACAUGUAAUUUCAGAUUUUGGAACAUUUCCUCUCCUAGUCAAAACUGGUGGUAAAAAGAAGAAGCUAAAAAUAGGUUCUUGCAAAUCUCUCAUAUGCGGUUGCCACUCUUUUCUAGCUUUUGAUGCUUUUCAAUUAAAUAGCUUUUAAAACUUUUUUAGAA
Messenger RNA from Gossypium raimondii (Peruvian cotton), 6787 nucleotides. Its product is annotated as protein PHOTOPERIOD-INDEPENDENT EARLY FLOWERING 1. NCBI's taxonomy places the organism in Eukaryota, Viridiplantae, Streptophyta, Magnoliopsida, Malvales, Malvaceae. Bases 203 to 6331 code for a protein of 2042 amino acids. Gene Ontology annotation, cellular component: Swr1 complex. The record is from RefSeq and is a predicted model, not a curated record. Gene Ontology annotation, molecular function: ATP hydrolysis activity; ATP-dependent chromatin remodeler activity; ATP binding. The transcript has 21 exons.